UUCAAAAUAUAAAAUUACGCGGUCUCUCACAAAUCUCCCUUCUUUCUCUCUCUAAUACUAUUGGUGUUUCUCUCUCUUCUUCCCACAUCCAUGCUGAUUGAUCUGAGAGAAACAACACUGAAAUUAACUUACAAUUUUUAACACAAAAUUGUUUCUCUCUCAGAUCUAGGGCAUUGUUUUUGCCCUAGCACACCACAUUUUUGAGAUAUACAUACAUAUAUCUCAUAUAAUAAAAUUUGAAAAAAAAAAAGUUAUAUUGUGUGUGAAAAAAAUGUCACCGUUUGAUUCGUUUGAUGCGUUUUUAUUCAAUGCUAGUAGAGCAUUGUGUAGUCCUCUUGCGGUUUUCAUUCAGAUCCAGGGAUGUUUUAUCUGCUUAAUACUGGCUCUUGGAUGGGCUUUAGCUGCUUAUGUAAGCUUUUGGUUUCUUUUUGCAGGGGCAGGGAGAUUCGACGCAUGAAGAGUAGUAUGAAGAGUGGAAAUAGCUUUGCAUUCCUUACAUUGGACAUUAAUGAGCUCGAGCAUUCAAAACAGGUCAAUUUGCCCCGAGUCUCAGUUGUAAUGCCUUUAAAAGGGUUUGGAGAGCACAAUCUACAUAAUUGGAGAAGUCAGAUCACAUCUCUUUAUGGUGGUCCUGUGGAGUUCCUUUUUGUGGUUGAAAGUACCGGUGAUCCUGCUUAUCAUGCCGUGAAGCGAUUAUUAGCGGAUUUUAAGGAUGCUGUUGAUGCUAAGGUUAUUGUUGCUGGUCUGUCAACAACUUGCAGUCAGAAGAUUCACAAUCAAUUGGUUGGGGUGGAUCAAAUGCAUAAAGACACCAAGUAUGUCUUAUUCCUUGACGAUGAUGUUAGGUUGCACCCUGGGUCAAUUGGAGCCCUCACUACUGAAAUGGAGAAGAAUCCAGAUAUCUUUAUUCAAACAGGAUAUCCUCUUGAUUUACCAUCUGGAACUUUGGGAAGUUACUGCAUUUAUGAAUAUCACAUGCCAUGUUCUAUGGGAUUUGCUACUGGUGGAAAAACAUUCUUCCUCUGGGGAGGAUGCAUGAUGAUGCAUGCUGACGAUUUUAGAACCGACCGCCAUGGUGUAGUGUCAAGUCUUCGAGAUGGGGGCUACUCAGAUGACAUGACUCUAGCAGCUAUAUCUGGGGCACACAAGAGGCUCAUUACGUCACCACCAGUUGCAGUCUUUCCACAUCCUCUUGCAACUGAUCUUACCUUCCCUAGAUAUUGGAAUUAUUUGAGGAAGCAAACAUUCGUACUGGAAUCAUAUGCAACAAAGGUUAACUGGAUCAUGAAUCGGGCUCUAUUUACAAUCCACUGCUAUCUGUCUUGGGGUUUUGUAGUUCCAUACGUCAUGGCAGGGAUCCAUGUGGCAGCAGCACUGAGAUAUUAUUUUAAAGAAUACUCCCUUGAGGAUACUGUGUUGACCUGUAGUGGUGGGUUGUUACUCGCUGGAUGCCAUGCCAUAUGCACAGUGAUUGAACUCCUGUCCAUGUGGAACUUGACAAGAAUUGAAGUUCACUUGUGCAAUACAUUGUCUCCCGAGGCACCUCAACUAUCACUUGCUUCUUAUAACUGGUGUCUUGUAUUCAUUGCAAUGCUGGUUGACAAUUUCUUAUACCCAGUAUCUGCAAUGCGUUCUCAUCUUUCUCAGUCCAUCAAUUGGUCUGGCAUCCGAUAUCAUUUGAAGGAUGGGAAGAUAUGCAAGAUUGACAGACACAAGCAUUUGGUUCCCAAAAUUACAGAUUUGGCAGGAAAAGAUUUGCUUGGAAAACAAGGAUCAACACCUAAGGUUGCUAUUAUUAGUUCUUUGUCCAGAACUCUAGCUCAGUGGCGACAACCGAAGAAAUACGAUAUUUAGAUAAGUUCCAAUCAGUGGUAAAUUAUGUGAUUCUUUUGAUCCCUUGGUGGUAGUGGCCAAGGAUUUGCAUGACCAAAUUUUUUUUGGAUUAUUUAUCCCUUCUGAUCUAAGGGCACAUCAUCGGGAUAUAGGCUGUCAGUGUAAGGCUUAUUGUUUCUGGCGAUUAAAUUCAUCACUUCAUUCUUCUCAUUCAGGUCUACCAUGCUUUGGGCUGGUUUUUGUAAUUGUAAUGUUAUUUGUAAUUUGAUGUCCAUUUCAAAGUUAGCUUAAGAUGUAUUUGGGUGGCUGACCAAUAGAUAACAAGUGUAAGGUUAUGCUGUUUCUGGUUAUUAAAUUCAUCAGUUCAUUCUUCUCA
Lycium ferocissimum is the source of this 2209-nucleotide messenger RNA. RefSeq lists its product as uncharacterized. The record is from RefSeq and is a predicted model, not a curated record. Gene Ontology annotation, biological process: glucosylceramide biosynthetic process. Lineage: Eukaryota; Viridiplantae; Streptophyta; Magnoliopsida; Solanales; Solanaceae. Gene Ontology annotation, cellular component: membrane. Gene Ontology annotation, molecular function: ceramide glucosyltransferase activity. The transcript is spliced from 14 exons. The coding region runs from base 361 to 1854 and encodes 497 amino acids.